Oppiella nova is the source of this 573-nucleotide messenger RNA. NCBI's taxonomy places the organism in Eukaryota, Metazoa, Arthropoda, Arachnida, Sarcoptiformes, Oppiidae. The record is from the annotation of a GenBank genome assembly.
AUGGGCCGAUACUCGACAGACCCGGACAACCCCACGAAGUCGUGCAAAGCCCGGGGCUCUAACCUAAGGGUGCACUUCAAGAACACCCGGGAGACGGCUCAGGCGAUCAAGAAGAUGGCCCUCCGGAGGGCCCAGCGAUACCUUAAGAACGUGAUCGGCAAGAAAGAGGUGGUGCCCUUCCGGCGCUUCAACGGCGGUGUGGGCCGUAAGGCGCAGGUGAAGGCCUUCUCGGGCACCACUCAGGGCCGGUGGCCCGAGAAGUCCGCGGAGUUUCUGCUGCAACUGCUGAGGAAUGCCGAGUCCAACGCCGACUACAAGGGUCUGGACGUCGAUCGGCUGGUCAUUGAGCACAUCCAAGUGAAUCGGGCGCCGAAGAUGAGGCGCCGCACGUACAGAGCGCACGGCCGCAUCAACCCAUACAUGUCCAGCCCGUGCCAUAUAGAGGUGAUACUGUCCGAGAAGGAGCAGGUGGUGGCCAAGGCUGGCGUUGCGGGCGCUGCUGAUGACGAGUCGCCGAAGAAGAAGCUCUCGAAGAAGAAGAUGGCGCGACAGAAGCUGAUGCAGAGGGAGUAG